CCCUUGUAAGUAGCCAUGGCAUCAUCGUCAUCUAACAUAGACCUUUCUGGGCCAUCUUUCUGUGUUGUAUCAGGAGCUUCUCAGGGUAUAGGUCGGGCGAUUGCAGUCGAAGUUGCCAAAUGUCUUGGACCCAACUCCCUCAUGUUACUUUUGGCACGUAAGAAACAAGAACUUGCAGUUACUGCAAGCCUAUGCGAAUCUGAGAAAGUGAAAGUUACUUACAACUCUGUAGACUUAUCGACAGCUUCAGAAGAGCAAAUGAUGGAUAUUUUAAAGCAAGCGUUAUCCGGACGCAAAGUUACUGACUUCGAGACAGGUCUGAUCUUCCAUAACGUUGGGUCGCUCGGCAAUUUGGCUGUGGAAACCGCACGUAUGGAAAAUAUACCGGAACUCCGUAAAUAUUAUGACUUGAAUGUUUUUAAAGUGAUUUCUCUCAAUACUCAGUUCCUCAAACUCUUUGAAGAGGUGGAAGAUAGGGUUGUCAUUGUCAAUAUAACAUCUCUAUGCGCUAUUAAGCCUAUGGGGGGCAUGGCUUACUACUGCAGUGGUAAAGCUGCGAGAGAAAUGUAUUUCAGAGUGCUUGCAGAGGAAAAGAAACAUAUCAAGGUCCUUAACUAUUCCCCUGGACCGGUCGAGACAGCUAUGAUUGACAAUGUUCUAGAAGAAGCUAUAAACGACAAUCUCAGAGAUGUCUUCACCUCUUUCAAAAACCAGGGCACUCUGCUAAAGCCAGAAGUCACAGCCAAAAAGUGCAUGAAAGUUUUGCUUUCUGGCAAAUUCUUGCCAGGAGAACAUGUUGAUUAUUUCGAUGAUGAAUAACUUAAAAAAAAUAAUUGGAAAUUUGGAAUCUCUUAACCAUGGUUAUCUUCACAAAUCUAACAUGAAUUUAUGGUGUUCGAUUUAUGGUAAAAAUGCUAUAAAAAUUUCAAAAUAUGGUAUAAAUAUUGUAAGUUUAUGCAAACUUUAGUCUAACUGAAAUGACAGGAGUCAGGGCUAAAAUUGAUAUUGACUCUCUUUUUCUAUCUAGUACUAUGAAAAAAGUGUGGUACUGAUUUUAAAUCAUAUUUUAAUGGAGGAUUAUUCUCAUUUUGGAUAUUAAGUAUAUUAGUUGUUAUAUGUGUAUUUUAGGUAGAUUUUGAUACUUAAUUUGAAUUAUACUUUAAACAAAAUGUUAUUAAAGAAUUCCAUCAAAAUUGGGAUGUUAAAUGGGGUUAUUUACUUUUGUAUCUACAAUUUACUUUUAUAUCUAAGUAUAUCAGUUGUUUUGGUAACUUAAAUAGUUAUAAUCAUGUCAAAUUACUAGAUGGCUAUAAAAUAAAAUAAAAAAUCGUGCACUGUCAAUUUAGUUCAACCAAAGUUUAAUAUACUAAAAAAUUGGUGUUGUUAAGCUCAAAACAAACUGUUGCAUUCCAAAUAACAUUUCUGUGUUCCUCUGUCUAGCGACUAUGUUGUUGUUAAAUAAUAAAUAUAGUUAUAACUUAUAGUAUAGUAGUAAUACAUAAAGUUGAAAGUUUCUAAUAUAUUUGUACUUGAAAACUGGUCGCAGAUUAUAGCACGUGCCGAAUACAUUGACGUCAUAACAACGCGUCGACAGCAUCAUACGCGACGAAAGCGGAAAUCAGCAUUUAUUUAUGUUUUCAGAUGCCAUAACCUAUACUAAGCUAAUUAAGCUGCUAAUUUCUGUGAGCGGCUAGAUGCUGGGGUGAUAGUAGUCAAUAUGCGUACAGCUUGGAUUUUUUUGGAUUUAUGGGUCCCUUUUAAAUUGUACAAUAACUCCAAUAGAUCUUUUAAAAUUCUAAAGAAAAGACGACGUUUAUUUUUACACGACAGCGCAACGCGAGGGAGUGCAUCUAUCUACGCAACGUUCGUUGAACUCUAGCGUGAGGCUGAUGUUUUAUUUGCAAUAUAUUGCGAACUUUUAAAAAAUACAGGUUUUUAAAAGUUCGCCUUUUUUUGUAUCAGUAAUCAUCAGCAGUAAUCGCCUGUUCUUUUUAAUGUCAUGUUGGUUUAAUGAAAACUUACAUAUUGGAAACUCAUUACAUUCGGCGCGUGCUGGAAUAAUCGAUCAGCAAAAGACUUCUAGAUAACAUUCCACUUAUCUCUGUACCUACUGUAUGCGUGUAUCGAAAUAUUUUAUGAAUGCAAUUCAUAUUAAUAAAGUGCUUGAAAUUGAA
Messenger RNA from Maniola jurtina (meadow brown), 2174 nucleotides. It is a transcript of the gene Sptr, whose product is annotated as sepiapterin reductase. Gene Ontology annotation, biological process: tetrahydrobiopterin biosynthetic process. The coding region runs from base 16 to 819 and encodes 267 amino acids. Gene Ontology annotation, molecular function: sepiapterin reductase (NADP+) activity. The transcript has a single exon. NCBI's taxonomy places the organism in Eukaryota, Metazoa, Arthropoda, Insecta, Lepidoptera, Nymphalidae. The record is from RefSeq and is a predicted model, not a curated record.